CUUGGAGGAGUUCGACCUACUACAGGCCAUCGCUGUGCCCUUCGCUGACCCCUCCACUCAGUACUUCGUUACCGGCUUCGAUGGCUUCCCCGCCUUCGGGUUCAAGGUCGGCGCCAGUAUCAAACACCCCUACAGACUCUUCCUUCCGGAGAAGUUCUUCAGAGUCUUCUCGAUCAUGAUCGCCCUCAAGCCUGACACAGCGAGUCCGAUGUUUGCGUUUGCAGUUACCAAUCCGCUUGAGAACAUCAUUCAGCUCGGUGUUGGCUUCACUCCUGCGGACCCUGGCCGCACCAAUGUCUCUCUCUACUAUACCGAUGGAGAGAGACACAUGACCUCACAGACCAUCGCCUCCUUCCUUGUGCCUCAGUUUGUCGACACUUGGAGCAGGUUGGCGUUUAGCGUGACCGAGGAGGACAUUCAGCUGUGGUAUAACUGUGAGUUGUACAGUGAUGUCUUAGUGAAGCGUGUGCCCCUUCAGUUGGUCUUCGACUCAGCCUCCACGCUCUACAUCGGCCAGGCCGGUGGCAUCUUCAAGGGCGAGUUUGAGGGCGCGCUCCAGGAACUCAAGAUCUUCAACGACCCCGCCAUGGCUAAGGUGCAGUGUGAUGACUCCUUCACGUCCUUUGGCUCUGGAGAAGGAAGAAGUGAUAUUAACAUAAUGGAUGACUUCCUGGUUACCCACUACAAGGUCCCAAGGGCGAGAAGGGCGAGGCUGGGCCAAGAGGUCCCCCGGGGGAAUCAGUAGCGGGACCACCAGGGCCACCGGGACCCCCAGGGCCCCCAGGGAGAGGCUUUGUCACAGACAUGCCUGAGCUGGGCUCAGGUGAUGGUGAGAACCUCAUGUCGAUGGAGUUUGGGGAAGGAGCGCAAGGGCCGCCUGGACCCCAGGGCGAGUGUACCUGUAACAUGACCAGCUUAGUGGCCACUGUGCUGGCCACACUGCCCAAAGGACUGCCUGGUCCAGAAGGUCCUGCUGGAAGGGAUGGUGUACCGGGGACACCAGGCACAUCAGGGAGACCUGGAGCCCCUGGGGAGCGUGGGCCAGAAGGUCCUCCAGGCAGUAAAGGAGACAGGGGAGACCCUGGCAGCCCAGGACCCGAGGGACUGCAGGGCCCUAAAGGCGAGUCAGGUGUGGAUGGGGCUCCGGGUCUACCAGGCGAGAGAGGACCUCAAGGGCCACCAGGAUCCCCUGGCUGGGGAAAUGCAGGCUUCGAUCCAAUGUGGAAACCACGAACAAUGUUUAAGGUUGAUGGUGGUCUAGCAGUAGCCCCAGCCCGGCCAGGCACUCCGGGUACCCCUGGGGAGAAGGGUGAGCAGGGUCCCCCAGGGCCUAGGGGAAGCAGGGGCUACCUUGGUGCCAAGGGUGAGAGAGGCAACACAGGCAGGAAAGGCGAUAAAGGAGAAAGGGGACUGCCAGGUCAUGAUGGGAAGGCAGGACCCAAGGGUGAACCAGGGGCACCAGGCAUGAACGGUGCCCCUGGACCACCAGGGUUCGAUGGUUUCAAGGGUCAGCAAGGUACACCAGGAGAGAAAGGUGAACGAGGAGUGCCAGGAGUUGGUCAGCCAGGGCCACCAGGCAUUCCUGGAGGACUCUCUGAGGAGGACCGCAGGAUUAUUAUUGACCAGCUGAUUGAUACCCUGGAUGGUAAAGCAGGUGGCGACACAGCGAGUGGAGGAGGCGGCUUCAGUCUCUGGAAUAAUGCUGGCGGGGUACCUUGGAUAGAAGUGGGAGAUGAUGAGGAUUUCAAGUUGGAGGGCUCAGGACUGGUGGAGUACAAACCUUUCUAUCCCAAAGCUGGGUCUGGUCUGCUGGGACCCCCAGGACCCCCAGGUCCCCCAGGACCUCAAGGAAUCUCAGGACCUCAAGGCCCCUCAGGGAUAACAGGUCUUCCAGGGAUCCCUGGGAAACAAGGAGAGGUGGGGUCCCCAGGCCUGCCAGGAGAGCCUGGCCCUCCUGGACUCAAGGGUGAGGCUGGAAGACCAGGUGAAGUUGGACCUCCUGGAGCUGUUGGUCCAGUGGGUCCAGCAGGCAUUAAGGGAGAUCCUGGCCCUGCUGGUCCACCUGGACCCAUCACCACAGUGAUUCAGCCAGAUGGCACCAACAUAACUGUUGUCAAGGGUGCUAAGGGUGAGCGAGGCAAGCGAGGCAAGAGAGGUCGUCGGGGCAAGCCUGGGCCUCCUGGGUCUAUUGGUGACCUAGGCCUGCCUGGGUGGCCGAAUGACACAGACAUUGGUGCAGUAGGACGGCCAGGGCCCCCAGGACCUCCAGGGCCCCCAGGAAUUGGGCAGAAAGGGGAACCUGGCCCUUCAGGAUCUCCAGGGGGUGGCAGCAGUGGUGGCUUCCUCAAUGGCAUCCUAGGUGGUGGCAAGGCAGACACACUUGCAGUCCCAGGUCCACCAGGACCACCUGGACCACCAGGUGCAAUUGGCCCACAGGGCCCUCCUGGUCCUCCUGGUCCAUCUGGUAGAUUGCAUGAGGGUGAGAACCAGAUGUACAUUCCUGUACCAGGGCCACCGGGUCCACCUGGACCACCAGGUGUACCAGGUACUCCUGGACUAUCCAUUGAGGGCCCUCAGGGACCCCCAGGGGAGCCAGGCAUGUCUAGACGAGGUCAACCUGGCAAGCCUGGACCUGCAGGCCUACCAGGUGGCACCAUCCCUGGACCCAGAGGCAGCCUUGGAGGCAUCGCUGAGCUUCGCCGGCGGAUCUCUGGCCGCCGCAGAAAUCGAGGCCCUCCUGGUCCACCGGGUCCACCUGGCCGGCCUGCUGAAGGAGGGCGGAGUGGGGCUUCCCACAGGAUUGUGCCUGGAGCUGUCACCUUCCCUGACAGAGAUGCAAUGCUCAAGAUGAGCUCAGUGUCACCUGUGGGUACAUUGGCCUUUGUGGUGGAGGAGGAGGCAUUGCUGGUACGGGUGGGUGCUGGUUGGCAGUAUGUGGCACUGGGAUCUGUUGUGCCACUGCCAAGCACCACCCCAUCACCACUAACUACACCCGCACACACUGAGACUGUGAAACCUCCGCCCCUCGAGGUGGACUCCCUUGUCAGUGGUCUUGAUGGGCCCAGGUUACGACUGGCAGCACUGAAUGAGCCCUUCACCGGAGACAUGCAUGGGGUGAGAGGGGCAGAUUAUGCUUGCUACAGGCAGGCCAGGAGGGCAGGGCUGAAAGGCACCUUCAGAGCAUUACUGACAUCUCGUGUCCAGAACCUGGAUUCAAUCGUUAGAUACUCUGACCGUGAUCUACCAGUUGUUAAUCUUAAGGGUGAGGUGCUUUUCAAUGCAUGGAGUGAGGCAUUCUUGGGCUUGGGCGGAGUCUUCGUACAAAAACCUCGCAUCUUCAGCUUUGAUGGCAAAGAGGUCUUGAGUGAUCCAGCAUGGUCCCAGAAGUAUGUGUGGCACGGCUCCAACUUGGAUGGAGAGAGGUCCUUGUCCUCCUACUGCGAUGCUUGGAACAGUGAAUCACAAGAGACUAUAGGUCUGGCCUCUUCCUUGCUGAAGAAGCGCUUGCUGGGUCAGGAGCGUAUGAGCUGCCACAAUUCCUUUGCUGUGUUAUGUAUUGAAGCUACUAGUCAAACACGGUAUCGACGGAGGCGUCACACUGGAUCCAAGGAGCAGAUACUCACUAGCCAGCAAUAUCAAGAGUUCCUCAAAGCUCUAAGUAGAGACCAAGAUGACUUGAACCAGUGAGAGUUCUUCAGGAAGGAGAGAUAAAUGAAGACAAUUUUAGUUUUUAAGUUGAAUGGUCUCGUCUAAAAGUAGCGCACAGUGUUUCCAUGUAUGUUUGAGCAAAGUUAAUUCAUAAUACCAUGUGUUUCUUAAGAAGUUCUGUGUGAAGUGUCACAGAAUCUUCAGAUUUCGCUUGUAAAUAUGACACUCCUUGAUGAUGGUAAGUAUUUUAUAUACCUUAAUGCUUUGUGGCAGUGUAGGACUACAAAGUGGGAGAGGUGCUCAUACUUAGUGGCAGUGUUGAAUUACAGUGUACGAGAAAGAUAUUCAUGCUUCAUGGCAGUAUAGGGCUAGUGCGCAUGGGGGGGGGGAGGGGGAAAUCUGUGCUUAGUGGUAGUGUGUGACUAAAGAGUGAGGGAGAUGCACAUGAAACACAAGUACUGUCAGUAAACACUAAGUAAACCGUAGAGAAGAACCACAUAUCAUGGGCCUAUUUCUUUUAUUUACAUUAUAAUGCUCAAAACUGUUUGGUUAUUCAGUGCUUUAGACAUACACUAUUCCAUUCCCAUCAUUAUGAAAUUUACAGUAUCAUAUCAACUUCCUAUAGUUGUGACCAAAUCAUUUUCAUAUUGUAUAAAGCAUAAUCACAAAAUAAGUUAAAAUUCUAAGUUUUUUACAUUCCACAAUCAUUAUUCGCUCUGUGUCACUGGCCACGAGUUUUAGCAGUUUAAACAAAAGGGCAAAAGCCUCAUCAUUUAUGUGUAAAGAUAUGUUGUGCUCUUAAGAAAGCACCCUGUGUGGGGAGAGUGGCACCCCUUCCAGAGAAGAGGUCUCUACCCCACCUAGGCACAAACCACUUGAACCUCACCACCUUGUUAAUGUGACCCAAUGUCAGAUGAAUCAUAGGCCUUAAUAUCAGAAUUAUGAAUGAAUGAUGAAAGUUUUUUCUUUUUUGGGCCACCCUGCCUUGGUGGGAAUCAGCUGAUGUUAAAAUAAAUAUAAAUAAAAUAUAAUUUUCAAUGAGGAUUUACUAGGUAUUGAAAAAGAACCGUGAAAGUAUUUACUAAUAGUGUAAUGUCGGCUUUAUUUUCCUUUUAUUCCUCCUACCUUCUUUUGUUUCUCACCCUCCCUUUCCUCCAGUCUCCUUCAUAUUCCCUUUCUUUCCAAUCAUUUGCCUCUCAUUUUCUGCCUUAGUGCUUACAUGACAUUUUAAGGCAAUUACAAUGAGAAGUGUUAAGAUCCAUGAUAUGAAGUAGUUACUGAUGCACAUAGUAAAAUGAUCACUAACUAUUCUCUGCCUCUUGCCAGUUCUUCCAUGUAGCUAUAGGAAGCCAAUCAUGACAAACCAACCAUAGAUGUAUUCAAAAUAUAAAUAUUAGGACAACUAGAAGUUUUAAAAUGACUUCCAUUGCUCCCAAACCUACUUACCUCUUGUUUAGCUAUUUAAUAAUUCUGGGAACCUUAUUCAUGUGUCAGUCAAGAGUAAAUAAAGUCCAGUUGUCAUCUUGUAUUUAAGAUGUAGAUGUGUGUUAGUAAAGUUAAAGUUGUAAUUCAAGUAUUUUUCAGUACCUUAUAAUAUGGCAAUAUUUUGAAUCUUUUUUUUCAAAAUAAAAAAAUAAAUUUAUCUGGUGGUCACAAACAAAGGACUGACAGAAAAAGCCUAAAACUGGAUUUUUUUCUUAAGCUGAGCAUUUUUUUUCCUUAAGAAUUUGUGGGUAAAUGUGUCACAGGAUUAUCACUGCAUGUGGUCUUGUCUACAUGAUAACUUGGUGAACUUAAAACUGUGGCUUUGCAUUUUUGUAAUGAUCUUGAGGAUGUGGUUGUAGUUUGUUUCCUACCUUGUGAAGUAUCCUACAUUUUGUCUGCAUCAGAGCAACCUUGUCAUGCUUCAUGUUAAUAUUUGUACUUUUAUUAUUGUAAAUGUGACCAUUUGGUUGCAGUAUACCAACUUUCAUGUAAACAUAUUCCUGGUUAGAGCAUGCAUGCACAUAACUGACUUGUUGAAUACCAAAAUCUGAUCUUCCUACCUGCACUGCCCUGCAAUGAGUCAUACUCUAGUUAGAACUAGUGUAAGUAUAAUGGAGAUAUGUAAGUUAUGUUUAAAUAACUGUACUAUUACUCAGUUUUGUCGUGUGAAAAAUUGAACCAAGGUAAUGAAUGCGUGAAUGGUAUGCAUAUUAUGCAAUGUAUGUAAUUCAUAAGCAUGAAUGAUAUUAUUUAUUUAAUGAGAAUGUGCUUUAUUGCCUCUUUAGUAAAUUCGCCUUUCUCAUCUAGCUUCCAAUUAUGAACAUGAUCAUGCAUUAACAUAUACUUGCUAAAAUUUCUGUAUUUCUAUAAGUUUCUUUUUAUGCUGCUAUUAUGGAAUACUUUUUAAAUGCAUUUAGGUAAUGCACCCAAAUAUUUGAAUGGCUACUUCCCAAAGAGUUCAGAUAUUUGAGAAAUACAUUUUUCAGUUAUUACCAGGUCUUGUGCUUCCUGUAAGAAUGACUUUUUAAUACGCAAACCAAAUAGUUGACACAUAUUCCAUGCUCACACUGUUAAUGCUAUAUCGCAUCAACACUUGUACUAACAACUUGGACAAUUACUAGUCAUAUUGAGGUGUGUCAAAUUAGUAUAACAGCCCAUUUUUUGUUUUGUAUUUUAAUGACUCCACUACUGGUAGGCUUUUUAAACUUAGUGUUGGUGAAACUAAUAACUGUGUUGAAACUAAGCUUAAUGCAGAAAAAAUAAAACUGUUGGUGAGACAAAGCUUAGUGUUAAUGACAUUUUUUAACAAGGAAUUUCACACUUGAUUAGUUAACAUGAGGAGACUUGAAGCACACACCAAAAUCAUGGGAAAUUACUGUACAAUUAUGCAUUAUUAUUAGCAAUGUUUAUAAUUAUUGCUAUUACAGAUAAUUAUUACUCUUAAUAUGAUUUAACAGUAUUAAAGGUAAUAAUGGGUAUAUUAUUUAUAGAUAGCAAUGUCCAACACAGUAAAUCCCCUUAUACCACCAUCUCACAUUAAGUAAUUUUGUACUUUUUGGAAAAGUGCAACCCAUAAAAUUAAACAGAAAAAUUUGCUAUUACAUAAAUCUAAGCAAAUAUUUAUAAACAUAUGACAUUUGGGAAUGAUGCACAGUACUGUUUUUUUUUUCAUUGCAAGGCCAGGUGGCCUGCAGACAGUCAACUGAGCAAAAGCAUUUUAAUGUAAGAAAGGAACACUACAGUAGGUCUACUGGCCAUACUAGGCAUGUCCUUCUCAAACACAAAUUCAAUUAAGAAAAAGAGAUGUCUAGCAUAAAUGAUUCUUAAAUUAUAUACAGCCCUUGUAUCAAAAUAAUUGGAAGAACAUACUCAGUGUGCAUUAACAUCUUAAAACAUUCACAAGUGUAUACUUCAUACAUUACCAUCUCUAAUUUAUUUUUUCAAAUAUUUUCCUUUGUUUAUUACAUCAGAUGCAAUUUAAGGUACAAUAUAUGUUUGGUGUCUAUGUAUUUUCUUUGUUGUUGGAUACAGUUUGGUCAAAAAUAAAUUUCAGUAAGUGUGUGCUCAGAUGUCUGGAAUGUAACUGCAUUUUCCCAUAUGUAUGUUUUACUUCACAUAAUGUGAUUUGGUAUUACAUGCAGAUUUUGAGGAACACAACCCUUUGUUUAUAAGAGGGCUUACUGUAUAACACUGUUAAUAAUAAUCAUAACUACAGAAAAUAAUUUUAGUGCUGUACAUUUUUUUAGUAAUAUUUUAAUUGUAUUAUAUUAAAUGCUACAGUACAGUAUUAAUAAUUAUAAAAAUAAUGUACAAGUA
Messenger RNA from Cherax quadricarinatus, 7449 nucleotides. The record is from RefSeq and is a predicted model, not a curated record. NCBI's taxonomy places the organism in Eukaryota, Metazoa, Arthropoda, Malacostraca, Decapoda, Parastacidae.